AUGAACAGAACCGUCUUCCAGCUCUUUGCCGUGGCGUUCUGCUUCGUUACAGUGCAGGCGCUGAUGUGUUACGAAUGUAAGCUCGGCUUCGGAGACCUGUGCUACACCAGCAAGACGACGUGCGACGCCGGACAGCACUGCUUCAGCGGCAUCGGAGAAGCAGCUAGCCUGAUGCCCAUCAAGAUGAAGGGCUGUCUGGAGAUUUCCAAAUGCAACAAAACGGAGGCCGUGAACUUCCCCACGUCUGGAAACACCACCGUCUACACCAUGACCAAGACCUGCUGCAGCACAGACCUGUGCAACAGCGCCCCCGCAGGGCUCCCUGGGGUUCUGCAGCUGGCCCUGGCCUCUGUCGCCGCAGUGUUCGCUGCUCACGCUCUGGUCUAA
This is a messenger RNA of Knipowitschia caucasica, 387 nucleotides long. The record is from the annotation of a GenBank genome assembly. NCBI's taxonomy places the organism in Eukaryota, Metazoa, Chordata, Actinopteri, Gobiiformes, Gobiidae.